CCUCUUCCUCUUUAUUUACAUCCUCUUAUUUACAUUAAAGAAAAAUAAUGUCGAAAUUUCAAGUAUCAAAGUGGCAAAAGUUAUAAUUGUUAUCUCGAAUAAUUUUAACUUGUAAAAUGUUAUUUCAAACGAGAUUGGUGAAUUAAGUUUUUUAACUCGCGAUAUUAUUUCGAUAUCAAAAUCGUCCAAAGAUGUACGUCUGUCCUCCAAUGCCACCCGCACCCUGCCCACCGGAUUGUCCACCCCCGAAGCCUCGAGAUGCCCCAAAGAAAUAUUUUCGAGAGAUUGGAACGGCCAUGAUCGGGAAUCAAUUGAUAAUUCGCGUGGAAAGGCAAAGGGGGAAGGCGAAGAAGUUGAAGGAUUGGGAUCCUCCGUGUGAUUGCGACGUGGAGAUAGUAAGGCCGACGAGCAAGGAGGGGCCGAAAAUAUUAAAGGGUGCCGACAAUAAUCGGAUCCUGUUUCGCGUCGAACGGUCGGACAUCUCGAAGGAAGAAAAUCAGGAUACGGCACAAACCAUUUCUUACGAAGUCGGCGAGUGCAAAGGAGGUCCGAAGACGAACGAUCAAUGCAGAACGUUCACCAUUUACCCCGUAUUUAACGGUACCGGGGUGCAACAGAUACACACGGAUCGCGUGACCGAAGGGAAUGAGAACGUGUUCAUGUUAAGAAUGAAAAAGAAUAAUAAUUCGAUCGAGCAGCCGAGGAAGAACAUAGAACUCGAGGUGAGGACACCGAAACCGCCAAUGCCUCCUCCGGAAAAACUGGAAGAACCCUUGGUCGUGGACGAAGAUUGCGUGAAACUCGUUACAAAGGAGGAAAUACCGCUGAUUGAACCGAAGCAAGAAGUAAAAAAAAAGAAAAAGAAGAAGAAGAAGAAAUGA
Molecule: messenger RNA, 881 nt
Organism: Apis dorsata (giant honeybee)
Lineage: Eukaryota; Metazoa; Arthropoda; Insecta; Hymenoptera; Apidae
Exons: 2
Coding region: 192-881 (229 amino acids)
Source: RefSeq, a predicted model, not a curated record